UACCCGCCAGCGACCAGCAGUCCAACUCAAUAUUUGUUUGUCCCUCAGCACAGCAACCUCAGGGGCUAGAUAAUCCACUCUUUUUGGAUCUCGUGUACAUCUCUUGCAUUACAUCCUCUUUUAGUUUCAAAUCACUUUCAAGACGCUUAUCCUCGAUUCGGUUAAGAUUCACUUUGUUUGUGCGUUUGUGAGCGGUUGUAACCAAGUCAGGAUGAGCCACACGAUUCUGUUGGUGCAGCCGGGUCAAAAGCCGGACACGCGGACCUAUUCCGACUAUGAAUCCGUCAAUGAGGCCAUGGAGGGCGUGUGUAAGAUCUUCGAGGAGCAUCUCAAGAGCACUAACCCCAAUAUCCCAAGUAUUACCUACGACAUUUCUCAGCUUUUCGACUUCAUCGACCAACUAUCCGACCUGUCAUGCUUGGUGUACCAAAAGUCCUCGAAUACUUAUGCGCCUUACAACAAGGAAUGGAUUAAGGAAAAGAUCUACAUUCUUCUUCGACGACAGGCCUCCAAAUGAAAAGGAUUGCCAUCUCCUUCCGUUUUUUUUUUCGGAGUUUUUUUUUGCGGGCAUGAGGGGGUGGAGUCGUGGGAUGAAUGACCACCGCCUCAUUCGCCGACGAGCACUUCAUUUCAACGUCAUAUUUGGUGUGGACUAACAUAAGUUGAGCAACAAUAAACUUUCGUCAUCUGCAUGAUGAUUGGUUGCACCUUGAAA
Molecule: messenger RNA, 715 nt
Organism: Tigriopus californicus
Lineage: Eukaryota; Metazoa; Arthropoda; Copepoda; Harpacticoida; Harpacticidae
Gene: e(r)
Product: enhancer of rudimentary homolog
Exons: 1
Coding region: 212-517 (101 amino acids)
Source: RefSeq, a predicted model, not a curated record